CUAUAACAAUAGAUUUUUUUCUAGUCGUCAUAUAUCUUAGUAUAUUCAAUCAGAAAUGGAUAAUCACGCAAUGAUGGAGAAGAUAGAUGUGAAGUCAUGCUCUUCAUUGCUUAGAUUACAGAAUAAUUUUUCAAAUAAUUCAGCAGUAAAUGAAUUGAGCCUUAUCAUUGGGGAGGAAGACCUUAUUUCUCAAAGGUUGUUAAAAUCAUUUCAGGGGCAUCUUUUAGAAGAUUAUUCGCCUAGAAAAGUUAUUGGGGAUGGCAAUUGUUUUUAUCGUUGCUUGUCUCUAGCAAUUUUUGGUCAUGAGGAGGAACAUCUCUACAUGAGACUCUUGACAGCAAUUGAAAUAAUAAUUAAUAGAAAGUAUUAUGAUAUAGAUGAUAAAUUUUACAGUAGUAAUAAAAGAAUAAGUGAUGAAAGAAUUUCCACUACUGAUUACAAUCAUAUUUUAAAUGAUGCAUUGAUGGUAGGAGGCUGGGCACAAAUGAUGCAUCUUUAUGCAUCAAGUGCAGCUUUGGGAAAAGCAUUUCAAUCUUAUCGUCCAUUCUAAUCGUGGGAUGUAUAGCGCAUAUACCACACAAGUAUAUGAAGAACAAGUUCAAUUAACUUAGUUUUUAUGUGGUCGAGUUUAAAUUACCCCGAUAAAUUAAUUUUAAACCAAAUCAUUUCUGUUACCUACAAUCAUUACCAUCGAGUCCUCCACCAAUUAUUAGUCAUUUGUCACCUAGAAUUGAUGUAGCAUCAUUUAUAUUUCCAUUAGUUGAAAAUAAUUCCCAACAUAUUUUUCCACCUCCAAUCAAAUAUCUGCCUAUUAUUAGCUAUUUACCAACUAUUUUAUCUGAUGAUGAUUUACUAUUCGAUUCUCCAAUUUCUGUUGACAAUGAUUCUCCACCUAUCUCACCUUCAAUCAAAUCCCUGUCUAGUAUGAGUCAUUUAUCACAUAUUUCAUCAUCAGCAGACAAUAAUCCUCCACAUAUUUUUCAACCUCUAAUCAAUUCCCCAUCUAGACCCGUUUUGAUGCCAGCUAUCCUUAAUGAUUCACCAUUCAUAUUUCAA
Gordionus sp. m RMFG-2023 is the source of this 1056-nucleotide messenger RNA. RefSeq lists its product as uncharacterized. The transcript has 3 exons. NCBI's taxonomy places the organism in Eukaryota, Metazoa, Nematomorpha, Gordioida, Chordodea, Parachordodidae. Bases 56 to 550 code for a protein of 164 amino acids. The record is from RefSeq and is a predicted model, not a curated record.